Molecule: messenger RNA, 990 nt
Organism: Rotaria sp. Silwood1
Lineage: Eukaryota; Metazoa; Rotifera; Eurotatoria; Philodinida; Philodinidae
Source: the annotation of a GenBank genome assembly
AUGCAUGGAGGAGAAUUAAUGUUACAAGGACAUAAUUUAACAUUAGUUGUUUUUCAUGGUUUAAAUUUUAAAUCACGUCAAUGGGCUUUUUUUUCACUUAAUGAACCACAAAUUAAUUUUGUUACUGAUCGAGGUGAAAAAGGAGAUAUUAAUCAAAAAUUAUUCUUCUAUUUGGGUCAUCAAGGACAAACAAUGCCAUCUAGUCUUAAAUCUCGUACAAAUAUGGCUUCAAUAUCUAAAGUUACAAGAAAUAGUAAUGAAGCACCAUCACAUUUAACUAUUAAUGAAUGGUUUAAUUAUGCUAGUUCAACUAUUUCUGCUGUUGGUCUACGUGAUUUUCCAAGUAUGGAUGAUGUUCCAAAUCCAACACCAACAAGUAAAGUACGUUCAAAACAAUUUGAACAAAAUGCUGAAUCAAUAUUUAUUCUUCCCGGUCUUGAAUUAAGUUUUCAAACACGUCAAUUAAAUGGAGAAAUCUAUUGUAGUUUUGAAACAGAAUUUUAUGAACAUAUUAUGUUUACAUUUAAUGCUGAACAUUUUUAUUUUUUACAUGAUCUUAUUUCAUCUUAUAUUAAAGAAAAACAAAAAGCUUUAACAGCAACAACAAAUGAUAAACAUCGACAACGAUCAACAGCACCAUUAUCAUCAUCAUCAUCAUCAUCAACAAUACCUUCAAAUUCAGUUGAUAUUCAAACAUUAACAUCAUUUGAUGAACCUCCAAGUGAUGAUAUACGUCGUUUUCAUUGUCCAGAUACUAAAUGGAAAUUACAACCAACAAUAAAACUUUUAACUGCAUAUGGAAAUGAAGUUGAACCAUUUGGUGCUGAUUAUAUUUUACAAAAAUUAGGUUUUCGUCAUGCACGUUUAACAAUACCAAAAUGGUUGCAACGUGGUAUUAUGGAUCCAUGUGAACAAUCGAUGACUGUUGUACAAUUAUUUCUUAUAUUUCUUUUACCUGAACGUUUUAAAGAAAUAUGCAUGCGACAAUAA